UUUAAAAUGGACGUCUUCGAAGUAUCGCCCAAAACAGCUCUCGUUUCAAGCCUUAUUUUUGGAGGUGUCAUCAGACAUUGGAUGAUAAUAGCUAGAUGAGAAAAAAGUGUCUCUAACUCAAAGAACUGACCCAAAGAUUGUGCUGAUCACACCUAGUUUCCAUGGCAAUAGUCUCCAUCUUGAUGCUCCAAAUAUGGUUACAAUUAAAGUAUCAUUUGAUGAUGUAUCCAAGAACAGUGCCAAGCCUGUAGAAUGCAAAUGUCGUGAGGUUCCUAUGACAGGAGUUGACUGUGGAGAUGAGGUAGCAGAAUGGCUAACCAAAGUAAUAGGGAAGGCUAACCUCAGACUGGUCUACUCUGGCCCAGGCCUGAAGAAACGUGAUGUUCUAGAACGUGCCAAGAAUGUAACACUAGCAAAAUCUGGAAACUUGGUGGCCUACCCUGACUACACACCAUAUCACCUAGCAACAGAUGAUUCUCUAGCAGACCUUAACAACAAAGCUCAGCAUCCUGUUGCUAUGGACAACUUCAGAGCAAACAUCAUUGUUAAAGCGACAGACCCAUUUGAGGAGGAUUAUUGGAGAGAAGUCCGAAUUGGUGAGGCAACAUUCCAAAAUGUGAGGCUGACCACAAGGUGUAAAUUGACCCAGAUUGAUCCAAAGAAUGGAGAACCAGACAAUGUAACUAAGGACCCCAUAAACACACUACGAAAGUACCGACGAUUUAAAAAACUAGGAGAUUCGCCUUGUUUUGGGAUAAAUCUGACAAUCAAUCAAACUGGACCAAUCAAAGUUGGAGAUGAAGUGUUCGCAACGCGUCAUGCAUUACGGGCUUGUUGUGAAUCAUAA
Owenia fusiformis is the source of this 847-nucleotide messenger RNA. NCBI's taxonomy places the organism in Eukaryota, Metazoa, Annelida, Polychaeta, Sabellida, Oweniidae. The record is from the annotation of a GenBank genome assembly.